GACGGACCUCUCCAGAAUUCCUUCGGAUAAUCAUCACCCGCCACGUCCUUCUCCUCUUCUCCCAAAGUAUACAGUGCCAAACCUCUCCAAAGCCCCCAGUGCGCCUUUCAUCAUCAAUUGAUUCAAUUCGCCCUCCAAUUCGCUCAAUCCCCAAAACCCAAAUCUCAAAAUCCAAUCUUCUUCUCUGCGGUCAUUUCAAUUCGAUCCAAUCCAAUCGCACCUCACCCUGUCGGCCAAACUCUGCGCAGAAGCCCUAACAACAAUGUCGACUCUCUGCGCGUCCGCUGCCGUACAAGCGAGCUGCUGCCCCCACGCGCCGACUUCUUCGUCUUCUGCUCCGGCCAAGUGUUCCCAGCAAUCUCUCUCUGGUUUCUCAAUCUUUGCCGCCUCGUCCUCCUCAAUUUCCCACCACCGCCACCUCUCGGCUUUAUCUUCUCGCAGCUGUUCAUUUGCAGACGCUUCCGCCAUUCUCAAGUCCGUCCACAUGCAUUCCGUAAAGAAUCGAAGCAAGUCUCUUGUCGUGCGUGUGGCCUGGGAAGGUCCUCUAUCUUCUGUUAAACUUAUCCUCCAAGGCAAGAACUUUGAGUUAACUGAUAAUGUUAAGAAGUACGUGGAAGAGAAAGUUGGCAAGGCCAUUCAGAAGCACAGCCACCUUGUGAGGGAAGUAGAUGUUAGGUUGUCAGUUCGUGGUGGAGAGUUUGGGAAAGGCCCCAGGAUUCGGAGAUGUGAGGUAACUUUGUUCACAAAGAAACAUGGAGUGGUCCGGGCAGAAGAACAUGCAGAGACGGUCUAUGGGAGUAUAGAUUUGGUGUCCUCAAUUAUACAGAGGAAAGUGAGGAAGAUUAAGGAAAAGGAUUCGGAUCAUGGUCGGCACAUGAAGGGCUUCAACAGACUGAAGGUGAGGGAACCAGAUGCACUGCCAGUGGAGGAAGAUGUGGAGGCUGCACCUCAAGAAGGCAGCGAAGACUUGAUCGAUGAGAUUGUUCGUACAAAAUAUUUUGACAUGCCACCAUUGACUGUUGAGGAAGCCAUUGAGCAGCUGGAAAACCUUGAUCAUGACUUCUAUGGUUUCCGAAAUGAAGUAACAGGUGAAAUUAAUAUUUUGUACAAAAGAAAAGCUGGAGGAUACGGGCUUAUUAUUCCUAAAGAUGGUAAAACUGAGAAAUUAGAGGCAUUGGUUGUAAAACCAGCCCGGGAACCCUCUUUGGCAGAAUAGAUCGGCUUAGAAAAGGAGGGAUAUUUGUAAUAUAAUUGUGUCAUGGCAAAAUUAGAGAUGGGAUGUCAAGAGAUGCGGAAAUGACUCAAUCCAUGGUUUGAGAUCGAGUGAACGUAGAUAUUAAGGGAUGUUUGAACUCAUUCACCUUCAUUAUCAUUUUUGUAAAAUGAGAUUUGCAGUGUUGUGCCCAACAUAUUGACUGGAAAAGACACUGUGUACUCGCCAUGUAAUCUAUAUACAAGUUAAUGGCAAAGUUCUUUCUUUGGCCA
Molecule: messenger RNA, 1485 nt
Organism: Malania oleifera
Lineage: Eukaryota; Viridiplantae; Streptophyta; Magnoliopsida; Santalales; Ximeniaceae
Product: ribosome-binding factor PSRP1, chloroplastic
Exons: 5
Coding region: 263-1216 (317 amino acids)
Biological process (GO): negative regulation of translational elongation; primary metabolic process
Cellular component (GO): cytosolic small ribosomal subunit
Molecular function (GO): ribosomal small subunit binding
Source: RefSeq, a predicted model, not a curated record